Trichomonas vaginalis G3 is the source of this 2973-nucleotide messenger RNA. RefSeq names its product phospholipid-translocating ATPase protein. Gene Ontology annotation, cellular component: plasma membrane. The transcript has a single exon. Gene Ontology annotation, molecular function: ATPase-coupled intramembrane lipid carrier activity; nucleotide binding. Lineage: Eukaryota; Parabasalia; Trichomonadida; Trichomonadidae. The record is from RefSeq and is a predicted model, not a curated record. The coding region runs from base 1 to 2973 and encodes 990 amino acids. Gene Ontology annotation, biological process: phospholipid translocation.
AUGCUUAUAGUUCAGUUAAAAUGCGAAGUUUGUCUUAACAUACUUGUCACAUUAAUUCCAAUCAUUAUCUCUCUUUCUACAUCAACAUUAACAUAUUUUACAAUUAAAAAAAGGCGAAAAAAGUCGAUACAAAAAAUUAAUAGUCAGACAGUUGAAGUUAUGAGGAACAAACAAUGGAUUACCAUCAAUUGGAACAAUCUUCGCGUUGGAGAUUUAAUUAAAUUGAAUAAUGGCGACAUUUCUCCAGCAGACAUCAUACUUUUACAAACAUCUGACUUACAACCUACUUCCGUAGAAACACUUCUACUUGAUGGCUCUUCGCAGCUGACACCUCGUUCCGUUCCAAAUUUAAUUGAUAUUACUUAUGAAGGCGCAUUGUUUAAUACUCCCUUUGAAAUAGCAGAUAUGAAACGAGAAGUAUACAAUGAUAAUGUUAACAUUAAAAAUCCUUUGACAAAUCCAAUAAUAUUUUCUGGAUAUUUGGAUUUCAAUGGACGUUCCGUAGAAUUAACAAACUCAAAUUACAUAGAACGCUAUUCUAUCAUACACCAUAGCAAAUUUGUCAUCGGCGGCGUUGUAUAUACAGGACAUGAUUGUUUGACUGUGAAUCAACACCUUUUUAGGACAAAGCCAAACAAGCUCGAGAGAUCCUUGAACGCAUUGAACCUAAUACAGGUCACAGCUAUUCUAAUUUACGCUGGAAUUAUAGCAAUAAGAAGUUUGUACUAUUAUAACAUGACGCAAAAUUGGCCAUUUAAUAGUACAAUUUCGGUUUAUCCGUAUUUUAUGCAUAAUUUAAGAAAUUAUUUAAUUUUAUUGUUGCCAUUGACUCCGUUGGAGCUUUACAGUUUCAUCGAUCUCAUCUAUCUGUUCAACUCUAACGUUAUCAGACAUCUUUUUAGGAAAUCAAGCGUUCCAAAUCCAAAUAGUUUAUAUGAAUUGGCUCAUGCUGACGUUUUGAUGACUUCUAAGAACAAUUUACUAGAACCAAAGCCAUAUUUGAAGAGAAUUUUCAUCAACGAACAGGUUUACGGCAAAGAACCGACAAUCAGAAAAUUAUGUGAGACGAAACAACUCGAUCUGCUUGAAAAUAAAUCCGGAUUUUACCAAUUCACAGAUCCGGACCUUGAAAUCAGCAGCGAGCAAGCGAAAAUCCUGUUUUUGCAUUUAUCUCUCUGCCAUUCAGCCUCAUUGGUUGGUUCCAAGGGCAAAUUCUCAUAUGUAUCGCGAUUCCCUGAUGAUGAGCAGCUUCUCCGACUCGCAGCGAGCUCCGGAUACAUGUUAAUUGGCAGAACUCCGGACGAAUCAGUAAUUCUCAUUGGAAAUACUACGUACAACUUCAAGACGAAAAAGAUCAUUCAUUCGUCCUCAAACCAUCCACGUAUUUCCAUCAUUGUCGAAGAUGCAGAAGGUUCAAUAAUUUUGUUCACUCGUGGAGUUUACAAAGUUAUGGAAUUGAUUGUUGACGGCAUCGAGAAGUACCAAACGAUAUACGAUUCAUUCCACGAUGACGGACUUCACGUAGAAUGUUGUUCGUAUCGAUAUUUGUCACAGAAACAAUAUAAACGUUUCGAAGAGAAAAUAUCGGAGUUUGGAACCGAAAAUGCCGACUUUACGUUCUCUAUUGUCGAUAAUCUUGAGAUGCAUUCCACAUUUUUGUCGAUAAUAGGUUUUGAAGACCAGCCACGCGAAGGAACAUUAUCAUUCCUUGAUAGUGCGAAGCAAUCCUUCAAACAGAUUGUCUUAACAAGCAAUUCCAAAGGAAAUUCAACCGUAAUUACCGGAAUUUCUUUAGGAAUCAUCAAAAACAACCCUGUUGUUGGAUUGGUUAAAGGUGAUAUCCUCGAUGAUGUAGAAAUAUCCAUAACUUACCUGUUGGAAAAUCCAUCAUACGAUGUUUUGAUCAUUGAUGGAGGCGCUAUCCAAUAUUUGACACAAUCACAGUAUGCUAUAAAGAUGGCUCAGAUGAUACAACAGACCAAAACGAUCGUACUUCAAAAAGCAGAUCCGACUGAAAUUUGUAAUUUCGUCAGAGACCUUCAAAUCAUUCUUGGAAGGUCGAUUCUCGGUAUCGGAUCAACAGUUUAUGACUGCAACUACAUGAAGGAGUGCGAUUGUUCAGUAUCAAUCGGUUACGGAGACAUCCAUGUUGCAGAUAUUUCAGCGGACAUUAUUUCUGGAAGCUUUACUGAUUUCGCAGAGAUUUUGUUCGUUCACGCUUCUUAUUUCAGAGAUCGGUUCAAAUCUAUCGUCAUGUCAGUUUUUGAGAGAAACAUUUUGUUUACAUUCAUUCAAUUUUGGUUCAACCUUUACAACGGUUGUAGUUCUACGCCAUUGUUUUCUGAACCUGUAAUUAUAAGUGUUCUUUAUGUAUUUACGUUCUUACCUUUGUUCAGCCAUGCAGUAAUGAACAGAACUUAUUCUGCAGAUGAUUUAAUGGCUGAUGCAAAGUUUUAUAGAAGAACUAACAAGGAGCCACUUACUAAGACGAAGUUAGUUGUCAUUUUGUUUGUUUUGUCCUCAUUUUCCUUUUUAUAUUUGUUAAUUGCAAAGAAUGUGACAAUGAACAGCAUGAAUGGCUUUAAUUCGACAAUAUCAUUAAAGACAUUCAGCUUCUUGAUGUCAUUGUCCAUUGUUGUAAUAACAAAUGCAAUAAUCAUAAGCAAAACAAGUUCGUGGUCGGUCCAACAGAAUUUGUUUAUCUUUGGAUCAAUGAUUUGUUGCGUUUUGAUCUAUCUUUCAUCGAAUUAUUUCGAAGGAAGUGGAUCUUCAUACAGAGCCGUCCAAAACGUACUUACAUCGAUCCCUUGUGUCUCGUUUAUCAUUAUUUCCUUUGUUUUGACUUUAUUCAUUCAGAUGACGAUCGAAAUAUUAAUAAGAAAGAAGCCAAGGUCAAAGUACAAUAUUUCAGAUGAAGAUGAGUAUGAACUGGAUAAAAGUGAUAUAGUAUUCGAGAACGUUGAUGAAUAUUAA